Molecule: messenger RNA, 225 nt
Organism: Anisakis simplex (herring worm)
Lineage: Eukaryota; Metazoa; Nematoda; Chromadorea; Rhabditida; Anisakidae
Source: the annotation of a GenBank genome assembly
AUGCUUCGUCCAUUCGUGAAGCAGUUAGCAAGACUGCGAGCAGAUCGUCACGCUUUUCAACGAUUCAUUCAAACAUGUUCAGCGCGUUGGGCAGGUGAAUACGAGUACGAAGAUCCGAAAUCCGAGGACGAUGUGGUUAAUAUAACGUAUAUUCUGCGAGAUGGGAGCUCGCGGAAGAUUCGAGGGAAAGUCGGUGAUAAUGUUAUGUAUCUGGCUCAUAGGUGA